ACGUACGACGCUGCGACGUCGCUGUGCAACAUGACGAACCUCGCGCCGGAAAACGUCACGACGAGGGCAGCGCCCGGCGCCAUUACGCUCUUCAAGUUCGAUCCCUGUGCAACUGGCGUCGCUGCUUUGAACAUCUUCGUUACUAACGCAAGAACCAGGAAUGUCAAUAAGCAGAAUGCUAUUUGUACGAAUGAAAACGGCCGGCCUCUUGUCAUCAAAACUGAAGAGCAGCGCCAGAAAGCUCUACAGGCCGUACAAAAGAGUUGGGCCGCUUGGGCUUGGCUGACAGCGACGUUCACCUCGGACAAAGUUCUUCAGUGGCCCGAUGGAACAAAUGUCACCCAGUGCCUCACGACCAAAGGCAUCGUCGUGAUCUCGCCCGCUGAGCAGUACAGCAUGCUGGACGGACUUGGAAAUUUUGUUGACAGCAAGUCUCCGUCUAUAUUGGAGUAUCCUGUCUUGUGUUACAAGUAGAGAAGAACUUAUUCGGCGGCCAUAACGCCAUCAGAAUAACUGUCACAUAUCUCCAAUUGAAAUCUUAUGGCCUUGGCUGACAGCCAAUUCAAAUUCACGCCCACUAACAGUGACAGUAUAGCUCAUUAAGGCAGUAUUUCGCAGAGCACAGUUUGAUAUUAUAACUUGAACAGUCGCCGAUGAAUAAUGAUGACUAAAGCUUGACUAUUUGAUACUUCAUUUUAGGCUCUUGAUCACGACUCUUACGUACUGUCGUAGGCGUUGAAAGAACAAAUUUCAAGGUUUCAGAUGAAAAACGGUUGUAAAUGAGCAUUUAAAAUUAAGAGACAGAAAGACGAUUGCAACGCUAUAAAUAAUUCGCUACUCAAAAUGAGAUAAGUGCACUAUUUAAGAUUUCAUUGAAUUUCACUUUUCACUUAUAGCACACUUUUGCACUUGAAAUAAUACAAUAUACUGCCCUUUAAUUUGAUUAAGACAGCGUUUUUCAAAACUUUGAUGCUCAGUCAUUCAUCACUCACACGAUUGCACAGCUUUUAACAAAUUUAAAUUUAGGUCUCAAAACCUUCCUUCCAAUAAUAACUAGUAUCAAAAUAUCAAAGAUAGUUCCCUUUUGUUUCUGGAAAAUUACAUUAAUUUAGAUGGGCAAAAUUUUACGAAAAAUGAACAAAUUAAACGCAUUCCAAUAACUAAUUAGAAGUUAAUCUAAUCGGAAGCCAGUCAAAUGAAAAAAAAGAGGUGAUUUAGGAAUUUUCUGUCAAAAAAUAUCCAUAUAUCUCUUAUUUGUCUCUAAUAUUUGCGCAAGUGUUAAACUCUUCAGCUCUGUUAGAUUAAUUCUUUUCAGCUUACUCAUCUUGGAUACAUAAAUGUACGUUAUCUUUCACUUAUUUCCCUCUGCGCCAUUUUUUCUGGCGUAUAAAUUUGUGGGUAAAAACUUCGAAAAUUACCAGAUGUUUUCAUAUCUUACAACAUUUAGGCAUUUUGAGGCUCUUUAUAAAUUCUCAUAAUCUGGCGCUGCGGGUGCAUUAUAUUUUCUCAGUUUUGGGUUCAGCUAAUACAUUCAAAAGAUAUUCUUAAUCUUAAUAAAUAGCAGCUAUAUACGGUAUACACGGCUGUUUAGGCUCUGUCGCAAUAUACCCUUUUUAUUAAUAUAUUAAACGUAUUUGGGUUGGCCGUGGAACAAUAAAUAAAAUCUGUUCAUGCUAUUUGUCGAUUUACCAAGAUGACGUCCAUGCAAAAAUCAUGACUUUAUCUCUACAAAUUAAGUGUAAUCAGGGAAAGAUUAUUGCCAAUCGUAUAUAAUGUUCAGUUUUGCCAUCUAUUACAAAUAUUUUUCUAUAUUCAAUUUCACUAAACUAUAUCUGAGAUAACAUUGAUUUCACAUCCCUAGCAUUUAUUGGCGUGUAAUAUGUGU
Hyalella azteca is the source of this 1885-nucleotide messenger RNA. RefSeq lists its product as uncharacterized. Bases 31 to 474 code for a protein of 147 amino acids. The record is from RefSeq and is a predicted model, not a curated record. The transcript is spliced from 3 exons. Lineage: Eukaryota; Metazoa; Arthropoda; Malacostraca; Amphipoda; Hyalellidae.